AUGCUGAAUGAACUCCGGGCAGAAUUCACUCGCUGGCAGAACGAGCACGCUGUAAGGCCUCUUACUGAUCAUACAGCCUCGUUCAUGAGGACACCCUUCACGGCGGAGAUUAUGGCUCAGCCUUACCCGCUCAAUUUGCACAUCCUCGGGAAUAAGGAAUAUGAUGGGCGAACAGACCCAGAAGUUCAUGUCAAUACAUACUAUGGCAACAUGUUGAUGAUGGGCGUAUCUGACGCCGUGAUGUGCAGAGCUUUCUAUUCCACGCUCACUGGUCGAGCGGCGGAAUGUUUGGCUAUGAAGUUCAACCGAAAGUUUGUAACCUCCAAGGUUAUCCAGAAGCCUUACAUGUAUCUCGAGAAGGCUAAACAGUUAGAGGGGGAAAGCUUGACCGAAUUCCUAGUCAAGUGGAAGGCGGCGGUCGGGGAGGUCGAGCCGAUAGACGACUUGACGGCCAUUCACAUGCUGCACAUUUCUCUUCGAGCUGGUUAUUUGUACCAGGAUUUUAUACUCCAUCCGCCUGCUACUUAUGAAGAAGCCCUCCGUAGAGUGACAGACUAUGCCAACGCCGGUGAGGCAAAUGCCGUCAAGAGGUCACAAGAGCUGUUGGAAGAUUUACUUCAGUUCGGAAAGUUGGACAAAUGUUUCGGCAAGAGAGAAGAGAACAAACGAGUGGGCGAGAGAAAAGAUCAUAGGCGAACCCAUCAUCGCUCUGACCGGAAAGAUCAGGAUCGACGAGAUCCCGAUCCACCAUCGAGUAGCCGACCAACAUCCAAACUGGCCAUCCAUGUUAUAUUUGGAGGUUUGGAAGAUGCUUCCCAGGCUCGGGAAAGUUGCCCGGUCGCGAUCGUCGACUCCCGGGAAACCGGUAAGAGGCAGAAGAUGGAGCCAAUUACCUUCUCUCUUGAAGACCAGCCGGAAAGCGGAGACAAUGGGAUGGAAGCUCUUGUUGCCACAAUUGACAUCAUGGGGACCGAUGUCCAGAGAGUGAUGGUGGACACCGGGAGCAGUGUGAACGUCCUUUAUUUGGACGUGUUUGAGAAGCUAAAGUUGGACAAGCGAGAGCUGAUUCCGGUCGGCGUGCCUUUGUCAGGAUUUACCGGGGCUACCAUACGCCCCGAGAGAAAGAUCGUGCUCCUGGUCGAGCUUGGAACCCCACCAAAGCCAGUAAAGACGGAGUUAGAAUUUGUUGUGGUCAACCUCCAUUGCGUCCACAAUGUUAUUUUGGGCCGACCGGCUAUUAUGAGGGUCGGCGGAAUCAUUUCGUUGCCUCAUUUAUGCAUGAAAUUCUCAACCCCGGCCGAUGUCAGAGUUUUACGAGGUGACGUGCAAUCGGCGAGAAAAUGUUAUUCCCGGGCCGUCAAUCGGCGUGAUGCUGGUUCUUCCCGAGUGAACACUAUCGUCAAGGAAGCCGUCAAAGACCGGAAGGAACAACCCGAUCCCUCUGAGGAAAUAGAGGAGGUUCCUUUGUCUGAGGAAUGA
Molecule: messenger RNA, 1479 nt
Organism: Ipomoea nil (Japanese morning glory)
Lineage: Eukaryota; Viridiplantae; Streptophyta; Magnoliopsida; Solanales; Convolvulaceae
Exons: 3
Coding region: 1-1479 (492 amino acids)
Source: RefSeq, a predicted model, not a curated record